This is a messenger RNA of Labrus mixtus (cuckoo wrasse), 1997 nucleotides long. It is a transcript of the gene slu7, whose product is annotated as SLU7 homolog, splicing factor. The record is from RefSeq and is a predicted model, not a curated record. Lineage: Eukaryota; Metazoa; Chordata; Actinopteri; Labriformes; Labridae. Gene Ontology annotation, molecular function: pre-mRNA 3'-splice site binding. The transcript has 14 exons. Gene Ontology annotation, cellular component: spliceosomal complex. Bases 9 to 1706 code for a protein of 565 amino acids. Gene Ontology annotation, biological process: mRNA splicing, via spliceosome.
GUUCAGUCAUGGCGGCCGAGGAGACCACUGUGAGCUCGGAGGGGAUUGUGGGUCUGGAUGAGCCCAAGAAGAUGACCCGGGAGGACUGGAGGAAGAAGAAGGAGCUGGAGGAGCAGAGGAAGCUGGGAAACGCUCCGGCUGAGGUGGACGAGGAGGGAAAGGACAUUAACCCUCAUAUCCCGCAGUACAUCUCAUCAGUGCCGUGGUACAUCGACCCUUCCAAAAGGCCUACGUUAAAGCAUCAGAGACCACAGAGUGAAAUUCAGCAACAGUAUUCAUCCAUCGGAGAGUGGUACAAGAGAGGAGUGCAAGAGAAUAAUGUCACCACUAAAUUUCGCAAGGGAGCUUGUGAAAACUGCGGCGCGAUGACGCACAAAAAGAAAGACUGCUUGGAGCGUCCGAGAAAAGUUGGGGCGAAGUUCACGGGCACAAGCAUAGCUCCGGAUGAACAUUCUCAGUUACAGCUUGACCUGGACUACGAUGGGAAGCGGGACCGCUGGAACGGGUAUGACCCUGAGGAGCACCAGCGCAUCGUGGAAGAGUACGCCAAAGUAGAUCUGGCUAAAAGGACUCUGAAGGCACAGAAGCUUCAGGACGAGUUGGCCUCUGGAAAACUGGACCCGACUGAGCGGGAACACAACAGUGAAGACGAGGACGAAGACAAAUAUGCAGACGACAUCGACAUGCCUGGUCAGAACUUCGACUCCAAGAGACGAAUCACAGUCAGGAAUCUGCGUAUCAGAGAAGACACCGCUAAAUACUUGAGGAAUUUAGAUCCAAACUCGGCAUACUACGAUCCAAAGACUCGAGCUAUGAGAGAGAACCCGUACUCCAACACUGGCAUGAACCCCGAUGAGGUUGGAUAUGCUGGAGACAACUUUGCCCGCUAUUCUGGGGCCACAAUCAACAUGGCUCAAACCCAGUUGUUUGCCUGGGAGGCCUAUGAGAGAGGCUCUGAGGUGCAUCUGCAGGCCGAUCCCACCAAGCUGGAGCUGCUCCACAAAUCCUUCAAAGUGAAGAAAGAGGACUUCAAAGAGAAACAGAGGGACGGCAUCCUGGAGAGGUACGGCGGUGAAGAGCACUUGGAUGCACCACCUCGGGAGCUGCUCCUGGCCCAGACGGAGGACUAUGUGGAGUACUCUCGUCAUGGUGCCGUGCUGAAGGGACUCGAGAAGGCCGUGGCGCGCUCCAAGUAUGAGGAGGAUGUACUCAUCAACAACCAUACAUGUAUUUGGGGCUCCUACUGGAAGGAUGGCUUCUGGGGAUUCAAGUGUUGUCACUCCAUGGUCAAGCAGAGUUACUGCACAGGAGAGAUUGGCGUUGGAAUUAACAACCAGGACUGUGUUCCCUUUGAAGAGGGGCUGAUCGAGCAAGAGGAGGAAGAAGAGCCAAAGUCGCUGCUGGAGAUGCAUCGAGAUAAGAUGAAGGAGAAGAAGAAGAAAAAGAAGAGCAAAAAGAAUAAGAAGCACAACUCUGACAGCAGCGACUCAGAGGAUGAGGAGAAGAAGAAGGAAAAGCUAAAGAAGGCACUAGAAGCUGAGGACAAGUGGGUGAAGCACGUAGACGCCAUAAUGCAGCUGGAUGAGAGGAAGAGGCCGUACAGCAGCCUGCAGGAAGUGAAGGCGCCCACUGAGGAGGAGAUGGAGGCGUUCAGAAUGAAGCGCUGCCGGGCAGAUGAUCCCAUGGCCUCAUUCCUGGGACAGUGACCUCUUGUUAAUGUCUGCUGACUUCCCUGAACUCUCCCAAAGGACUCUACCAGAGCAGCUGCUCGGUGAAAAGCAGUCACAUUAAACUCAACGGUCAUCAUGUGAAUGAACAGCCGGAGCUUUCUGUUUUGUUACAGAUGUGACAGAAACUUUGUACAGUGUUUUAAUGAUCUCAUUUUGCAACAUAUUUUGUUAGCGAUGCUCAAAGAUGGAUGAUAAUAGUUAUUUGUCAAACAUAAAUGCUUUUGCUGAUAUGAAUGCAUCAUUUUUUAAUAAACUUAAAUCUGAAUA